This is a messenger RNA of Hemiscyllium ocellatum (epaulette shark), 2928 nucleotides long. RefSeq names its product alpha-centractin. The record is from RefSeq and is a predicted model, not a curated record. Lineage: Eukaryota; Metazoa; Chordata; Chondrichthyes; Orectolobiformes; Hemiscylliidae. The transcript has 11 exons. The coding region runs from base 37 to 1167 and encodes 376 amino acids.
GCGCCGCUGGGGGAAGGUUUUGGCGAAGAGUCUGCCAUGGAGUCGUACGACGUGAUCGCCAACCAGCCGGUGGUUAUCGACAACGGCUCUGGUGUCGUCAAAGCUGGUUUUGCAGGUGAUCAGAUUCCAAAGUAUUGCUUCCCUAAUUAUGUGGGAAGGCCUAAGCAUGUACGUGUUAUGGCUGGUGCUCUGGAGGGAGAUAUUUUCAUUGGACCAAAAGCUGAGGAGCAUAGGGGCCUGUUAACUAUCAGGUAUCCAAUGGAACAUGGAAUUGUAAAAGACUGGAAUGACAUGGAACGGAUCUGGCAGUAUGUGUAUUCCAAAGACCAACUCCAGACUUUCUCUGAAGAGCAUCCUGUACUGCUCACAGAAGCUCCCUUGAAUCCAAGGAAAAAUCGUGAACGUGCUGCUGAGGUUUUCUUUGAGACUUUCAAUGUCCCUGCUCUGUUCAUCUCAAUGCAGGCAGUACUUAGUCUGUAUGCCACAGGUAGGACUACAGGUGUGGUGUUAGAUUCAGGAGACGGAGUCACUCAUGCUGUACCUAUCUACGAAGGGUUUGCUAUGCCACAUUCCAUCAUGAGGAUUGACAUUGCGGGACGUGAUGUCUCUCGGUAUUUACGUCUGUUUCUUAGAAAGGAAGGAUAUGAUUUUCAUACAUCAUCAGAAUUUGAGAUUGUGAAAACAAUCAAAGAGCGUGCCUGUUACCUGUCAAUUAAUCCACAAAAAGAUGAAACUCUGGAGACCGAGAAAGCUCAGUACAUCCUGCCUGAUGGAAGCACAAUUGAAAUUGGACCUGCACGAUUCCGUGCUCCAGAGCUGCUCUUUCGACCUGACUUGAUUGGUGAAGAGUGCGAAGGAAUCCAUGAAGUCUUAGUCUUUGCAAUCCAGAAAUCUGACAUGGAUCUGAGGCGAACGCUUUUCUCUAACAUUGUGCUGUCAGGAGGAUCAACUUUAUUCAAAGGAUUUGGUGAUAGACUUCUGAGUGAAGUAAAGAAAUUGGCACCAAAAGAUAUAAAAAUAAAGAUCUCCGCCCCACAGGAGAGGUUAUACUCCACGUGGAUAGGAGGCUCUAUUCUGGCAUCGCUUGACACGUUUAAGAAAAUGUGGGUGUCCAAGAAAGAGUACGAGGAAGAUGGGGCCAGAGCAAUACAUAGGAAGACAUUCUAAGCACCUGUCAGAAUUGGCCCAUACACAAACUCACUCUGAUGUAAACCUCGCUUGUCUGGGUAUGGUGUAUGCCUGUAAGAAGGUGAAUGUGUGUAAUAUGAGAGCACCGAGGAGAUACAAAGACUGGUUUUGGGACACACGUGAUCAAAAUAAGAGAGAUUUUGGUCAUUUUCAUUUUUUGUCUGCUUUCCCCCACCCCUCUACACUUCCCCCCCAAUUAUGUUGUCAUUUAUAGUUAACAUGUGGUGUGGGAGUCCAGCUAUACAUGAAAACAUGCCAACUGCAAUUGGCUAUGGCCACAGUCUCUGAAUUCUCUGAGGUUAUGAUGUGAAGCCAGAGUAAGCAGCAAGAGGAAAUGAAAGCUCCCGAGGCAGUUGAGUGGAUGUUAAAAAGUGUGGUAUGAAUGGUAAUUUUUAACAGGUUUUUGUUCCUAUUGCUUUUGAGACUGGUAAGGAAUUUGUAACCUAUUGUGCGUAGACAGAUUGCACGUCCUGAUGUUCCUGAAUUUUUUAAGAAGUAUAUCAGCAGAGCUCCGUAUGAAAUAUAUAUAUAUAUAUAUCUCCCAGUGCUUUUUGUCCAUGUCUAGUAACACUAACAUAUACUGGCUUGUGUGCCUACUAGAGGAGGUACCACUUUUAACCCCGCAGGCUGCAAGCAUUUUGUGAUAUUUAGUCAGGUGUUAACAGAGAGAACAAAUCAACUGAAAAGCCCUUUAGAAAGCAAGGGCAGACUAGUGGUAAAGUGUGCAGCAUGUAAGAUAUUUUUAAGUUAUUUUUCUCUCUUCCUCUAUAAAUGUUUUAAGCUAAGCCAAUAGAAACAGGUCAGAAAUUCCAGCUUAAAACAUUGGUUGCCAUAUGUAAGAAAUGAAACAUAUUUGAAACUAAAAUAAUUGUCAGUAAUACAUUAUUGGGCAAGAGGUAAGUGCAAUGCAGUUUAAAGCCAAUUGAAGAACAGGUAUUGUUCACUUCAGUUCAUUCCGAUAACCACCACCCCAGUCAUAUUGUAUCCAACUCCAAUUUACUGACUCUUGGUUCAAGGAAUGCAAACAAUGGUUUAGACUGCAGUUGCUUUCAGUAUUUAUUUCCCAACCAUUGGCACUGGAGGGACGGGGUGGUGAGACUGGAGUGAUAGGGGUAAAAAAGGAAGUUGUAAUUUGAAUCGCUCAGAAUCAGGAACAAAAUUCAAAGCUGUGGCAGAAGGCCUUCCUCUUAAUAAUACUCUCAUAAUGUUUAGCAUGAAAGAAAUGAACAAAGUAUUCAUUUGAAAAUGAAACGCUGAUAUUUAAGCCUUAGAACUGUUUGUAGUGUCACGUACCACUACAUUCGAGCAGUAACACAUGUUAUAAGUGCCAGUCGUUUUUUUUUUAAGAAGUGCAGUAGUUAAUACCAACAGUAAUGAAGGGAACUGCUAUCAACCACUGAACAUGUUCUGCUGAGAGUAAACAUGACAACAUAGUAGAUCAGCCUCUUCAUUGUUUUGAGUUAAUUUGAAUGACAAACUAAAUUGUUUAAACCUUUACCUUAGCAUAAAUGUCUUAGAAAGUCACCAAAAUUGACUGAGAACAUCACUGACAUUAGUUUGUCAUGACUGCUGUAGAUCUAGGUCUCCUGUACGAUGGUGAAGACUUUGAAUAGGUCCGUUCUGACUGUAGCUUUUCCUACGUUAUCAUCCAUUGUUUUACCAUGCAGAAGUAUUGCAAACUGUGCUGCCAGGUGAUGCCACUGUACUUGAGAACCUUAAAAUAAAAACUGUUCAAAAGCA